This is a messenger RNA of Naumovozyma dairenensis CBS 421, 861 nucleotides long. RefSeq names its product NEDD8 ligase DCN1 (gene DCN1). Gene Ontology annotation, molecular function: ubiquitin-like protein binding; ubiquitin conjugating enzyme binding; cullin family protein binding. Gene Ontology annotation, cellular component: ubiquitin ligase complex. The record is from RefSeq and is a predicted model, not a curated record. Bases 1 to 861 code for a protein of 286 amino acids. NCBI's taxonomy places the organism in Eukaryota, Fungi, Ascomycota, Saccharomycetes, Saccharomycetales, Saccharomycetaceae. Gene Ontology annotation, biological process: protein neddylation; positive regulation of ubiquitin-protein transferase activity. The transcript has a single exon.
AUGGCCAAAAAAUAUCUUUCUAGAAACAAUUGGAGGUUAAACUAUGCAUUGAAUGAGUACUAUGAUAAAGAGAUCGGCAGUUUCAUUGGCGAUGAUGAUGAUGAUGAUGGAUGUAAAACGAUUUUACCCGAUUUAAAUAAGUACCCUCAAGAGUUGAUAGCCUUGUUUAAGAAAUAUUCCUCUAAGAAUAAUGAUUCAUUAUAUGAAUUCAUUGAUGUCGAUGGUUUAAUUAAUUAUAUUAAUGAUUUAAAAUACAACUUAGAAGACUUAGUGACCAUUUGUUUGGCAAAAUUAUUGCAUUGUGAAAAUUUGAAAGAUGGGAUUAAUAAGCAACAAUUCUUGUCUAACUGGUAUUUACAAGGUUGCUCUACAUUGGAACAAAUGCAACAUGUGUUGAAUGAUUUGGAUGUGAAAUUACAUCAGGAUGCUAGUUACUUUACUCAGAUUUAUAACUACACCUUUGAUCUAAUUAUUGAUGUUGAUGAUGGCGAUAGUACGAGGAAUAAUACCAAUAUCGGGGAUGACACUACCAAUAGCAACGAUACAUCAAUAGUGAUAGUACCGAGGAUGAAAGAUAACAAUUUAGAUGUAGAGACAGCGAUUGCAUAUUGGAAAGUAUUCUUCAAUGUUAAUGAACAAUAUCCGGUUAAAGUUAAUAAAGAGUUAUUAAGCCUAUGGUUCCAAUUUCUUAAUGAAGAACGUAAGAAAGAGAUAACAAAGGACCAAUGGCAAAUGUUAUUAGAAUUUUUCAAGAAAUUUUCUAAUUUAGAAAUGAUGAAACAAAAUUAUGAUGAAACGGCAGCAUGGCCUUAUAUGAUUGAUGAAUUUUAUGAGUAUUUACAAGACACAGGACGUAUUUAA